AUGGCGAUUCGGCGAGCGCGGGGCGGGAUGACCUCCUCCCCGCUGAUCCCCCUAUUCCAGUGCCGUCUGUAGUCCUGCCGUGGGGAGGGUUAUGGGAUAUAAGGCCUGCUGAGAGCGCGGCCCCUGGGGUCCGGGUCGUGCUCCUCACGGCAUGGCGGCUCCGCGCCGCUAGGCCCUGCUCGGCCUGCCGUGCCUCCCCCGCCAUGCCGAGCAGCAGCGCCGCCGCGGCCUCCUGUGCCGCCGAGCUGCCGCGCCUCCCCCCCACCCCGCUGCCUCUGCUCCAGCAGCACAUCUCCGGCCUCGGCUUCCGCGACCAUGGCCUGCCCGCCGGAGGCAGCGGAGUGAUGGGGGUGGCCCGGCAGCGGGCGGGCUUGGCGCCGCCGCCCGACUCCCUCGGGGAGCCGAGGCUUGGCGCAGCGGGGGAGGCGGCGGCGAGGGGCGAGGGAGAUCUGGAGCUGGAGGAAGAGGACGAAGAGGACCACCUGGCCGCGCUGCUGCUGCUCUCCACGUCUUCCUCGCCCUCCCAGCCGCUCCCGCUUCUGCCGGCGCUGGGAUCCGUCCUGCUUUCGCCCGCUCUCGAUGAGCAGGAGGUAGCGGACGGGGCGCACGAUCCUGAGGGCAUGAUGGCGGCAAUGCUGUCCCACGCUUACGGCGGUGGCCUGAGUGGCGGCGGUUCGGUGGGCCUCAGCGGCGAGCAAACGGCGUUGCUCUGCGGAAAGAGCGUCAACACCACCGAGUGCGUGCCUGUGCCCAGCUCUGACCAUGUGGCUGAGAUCGUGGGCCGCCAGGGUUGCAAAAUAAAAGCACUAAGGGCCAAGACAAAUACUUACAUUAAGACCCCUGUUCGUGGAGAAGAACCAGUCUUUGUUGUCACUGGGCGAAAGGAGGACGUAGCAAUGGCUAAAAUGGAAAUUCUCUCAGCUGCUGAACACUUCUCCAUGAUCAGAGCAUCACGCAACAAGAGUGGUCCUGCCCUUGGAGGCCUGCCAUGUACCCCUAACCUGCCAGGUCAGAUGACAGUCCAAGUCAGGGUGCCUUACCGUGUAGUUGGGCUGGUAGUUGGACCAAAAGGAGCUACGAUCAAAAGAAUUCAGCAGCAGACCCAUACCUACAUAGUCACCCCCAGCAGGGACAAGGAGCCAGUCUUCGAAGUCACAGGAAUGCCUGAAAAUGUCAACUGUGCACGUGAGGAGAUAGAGAUGCAUAUAGCCAUGCGUACUGGGAACUACAUCAAGCUGAAUAAAGAGAAUGAUUUCCACUACAAUGGUACAGAUGUGAGUUUUGAAGGAGGCACUCUCAGGUCUGCAUGGCUUGCUUCUAAUCCUGUCCCUUUUAGUUGCACCAGAAUGAUUUCUAAUUAUAGGAAUGACAGCUCCAGCUCCUUGGGAAGUAGUUCCACAGAUUCCUGUUUUGGAAGCAAUAGAUUGGCUGAUUUCAGCCCAACAAGUCCAUUCAGCACAAGCAACUUUUGGUUUGGAGAAACGUUGCCUUCAGUGGGCACGGAAGACCUUGCGGUUGACUCUCCUGUGUAUGACUCCUUAUCAAUGCCUUCCCAAACCAUUUGGACUCCUUUUGAACCUGUAAACCCUCUCCCUGGCUUUGGUAGUGACCCUGCUAUUAAUACCAAGCCUCAAUACCGAGGGAGACAGCCAUCUACUCCUUGCCUGUCACCUACAUUUCCAGAAAGCCUGAAUCACCCGCUGGCUGGGAGAGCGAAUAAUGACCCACCUAGCACUGGCCACCAAGUAGGCCUUCCUAUCUACAUCCCUGCAUUCUCCAAUGGCACCAACAGCUAUUCAUCUUCCAAUGGUGGCUCCACGUCCAGCUCACCCCCUGAGUCGAGACAGAAGCUCAACUGCGUGAUGUGCUUCGAGAACCAAGUUGUUGCGGCCCUGGUCCCCUGUGGUCACAAUCUCUUCUGCCUGGAGUGUGCCAACAAAAUCUGUGAAAAGGAAGUCCCAUCGUGUCCUGUUUGCCAGACAGCUGUUACUCAGGCAAUUCAAAUUCACUCUUAACUAGAGAUAUUAUAGUGAUAUUAUUAUAUGUGGACUUUUAAAGACUUGAAGGCAUAGAUGUGAUGGUACCCUCUAGUAGACUUUCUAAUGAAUUCUGACUGUUUGACUUCCUUGGGAUUAGACUGAAGUUAUUAAUAAAUUUUUACUUUCUCAAAAGGCUGCUAUGGUAACACUAAACCUAAGGGGCCUCUGUCUGGUACAGUGUAAGCAGAUGGCAUGUUCAGCAGAGAUACAUCUAGUAUAAUGUUAUGGCACAGUGAGGGCAAGUUUUCAUAAAUUACACAACUGAAAAAAACCCUCAAAUUUUCCAGGCUUUUCUAAAGGAUCUCUGUUAAUUGUUUGGCUUCUGUGAGUUGGCAGCAAUGAACCUUGUUGCCUAAAUGCAAAAGUACUUGUCUGCUAUGGAGGAUGUGUAGUAUUAUCAAUAUAUCAAACAACACUUCCAAUGCUAUCUUCUACCAGCUUUGAGUAAAUUUUUUUUGCUUUAUGUGACAUCUUAUGCCUAAUUCUUCAGCAUUGCAAAUACCUUUUAAAGUAUAGUUUGAUUUAUUGCAAUGGAUUGUGUUAUUUGGCAGGUUCAGAUAAUAAAUGACAGGUGGGAAGAAAGAAACUGUCAGAUGUACCUCCAUUUUGUCCUUGAUAAGGGCAGUAUGUCCAGAGGAUCAGGAAUGUCUCAAUUUGUGAAUUCCUACCCACUGCUUUUGUUAGUGUAAUGUGGAAAAAGUCUGUCUGGCUUCAUCCAGUUACAGUAAGGGCUUUGGGAUGCACAUACUUUGACUUAGAGUGAUGAUGCUGACAUUCUGUUCAUUAAUCUGAUCAAGCUGUUCUUGACCUUUUUUAGAGAGUAUAUAGUUCGAAAUGUGAAGCAUUUUUAUGUUAAAUUCAUGUCUUACACAUAAAUAUAUAUUUUUAGUAAGAAAAAGGAAAAAGGAGGAGUUGUGUAAAUGCCCUUGUAUUAUUCGUGACAGCAGCUGUGACAGUGGCCCUGUAAUCAGUUUACUUCAUUUCAAAACUGUCUUUCCAAAAAAAAAAAAAGUCUCUUGAAUGAGCUUCUUACAUUUCAACCUGUGGAUGUUUCUAGCUUUUUCAUCCUCAGUACAUUCCCCCAUCUGUGCUGACAUAUAUUAAAACACCAAAAACAAACAAAAAAAAGACACAAAAGUAGAGUUCUGAUGUAUUUUUUUCCUCUUUUUUAAAGCAUUAUUUUCCCAAGACAAUCUUUUUCUCAGUGUAACAACAAAAAAGAAAUUGUGUAUUAAACUAGUAAAUAUGCAGAAAAUUUUAUUUUUAUUUCCACUUGAAGAGUUACAUUUUGUACAAAAGUUUACAACUAGGAGUUGCCUUGAAGGCAUAUUAUGUGCUGCAUAACUUUAAUACUAUAAUUGCUUGUAGGAUAGUUACAUGUCAGUAUUAAAAUCUGAUCUCUAGCUACAGUCUUGUAGAUGCGAACAAAUGUUCACUGAGCGUGUAUUUUGUUUUAUUGCAUUGUACACUGCAACUAAUAAGCCAAGGAAUCAAUAGACAUAAGGUGGGUGUACCACUUCUAUAAACCACAAACUAAGAAUAAACUGAUAAACUAUUGAUCUAGCUUAGUAUUUCCUAAUUUUACUACACACUUUGUUAUGUAUAUGUAGGGAGGUCAUAGGGACUAUAAAUUCAAUUUUGGUAAAGUUUAAAAACUAUAUAUUUUAUGAUAAAGGGCCUUUAAAUUAUGAUGGCCAAAGCACUGAUAUUAUAUAUUUGUUGUAAAGAGAAUUAUAAGAGUUUUAUUUUUCUGAUAUUAAAAGUUACUUAAUAAAGACUUGUUUCCAUUAA
This is a messenger RNA of Haemorhous mexicanus (house finch), 3830 nucleotides long. RefSeq names its product RNA-binding E3 ubiquitin-protein ligase MEX3C-like. NCBI's taxonomy places the organism in Eukaryota, Metazoa, Chordata, Aves, Passeriformes, Fringillidae. Gene Ontology annotation, molecular function: RNA binding. Bases 204 to 2015 code for a protein of 603 amino acids. The record is from RefSeq and is a predicted model, not a curated record. The transcript has 2 exons.